Paramuricea clavata is the source of this 4262-nucleotide messenger RNA. Lineage: Eukaryota; Metazoa; Cnidaria; Anthozoa; Malacalcyonacea; Plexauridae. The record is from the annotation of a GenBank genome assembly.
AAUGCAGUAUAAAAAGGGUUUGCUGAUGGGCUUAGGUUUAUUCUCGUGCAUUGAAGCUGCAAUGGAAAAAUAUCUCUUGUUUCCAUUCCUUUUUGGAGCGUUUUUGGGAAUUAGUUGGUGUGCUAAUAUACCAAAUGAUUUAAAUGGUAUGUAAAAUAAUACGUGAUGAUGUUUUUGUUAGCUUAUAGAUUCCCGCGGCAAUCCCGCGUCGGUAUUCAGUCAUACAAUUACCUCAUCCUGUGACCCUCUGUAUAUAUAUGACUACAUACCACUGCAUGCUCUCGGCGUUUAGUUUGGCAAUGCGACGCAAAUUUUCAAUUUUCAAUGACAUUUAACUUUAAAAUUUUUCUAUGUUUUUCAAGUAUAUUCGGAACCAGUUAAGCAAUUUUAGAUAUUUGAUCUGCGUAUAUCUUGUAAAAUUUUUAUACGUUGACGGUUUUAUUUGUUUUUAAACAGUGAAAAUUCGCGUCGCAUUAUCGAAUCGCUUUCGGUCUGUAUAUGGGCCUUAACUGUUACAUUAAACUAAUUUUGCUCUUUUUACCUCUCAGUGUAUGAUUCCAUGUUACAGAUGAACAAGUUUUCAUAAGACGAGUUAUUUUCUCGUCUGCCUUAGGCAACUUUGCCAAGUCUCUCUAGCUAACACGGUUAGCUUUUGAACAAAUCCACAAAGAAAAAAUGGCAAAGUAGAAAAUUUGCUCGUCUGUAUAUGGAUCAACAAAGAAAAUUUGACAAAGCAAUUUGCCCAUUUGGAUCUCGUUUGUCAGCGGUAAAAAAGUUUUUCAUGUCAUAAAAAUUUUUCAUCCUACAUGGAGAAAUAUAUUAGAGUCAUAUGAAAACUUGUCAUAGAAAACUUUGUCGUCUAUAUAUCCCGCUUUUUCAUGUAGACAGGUAGCUAUAAGACACACAGAGCUCUUACUUGAUUAUGCGGGGAGCCAAAAUUUGUCUUUUGGCAACCAAUAUUUAUCAAAAUUUAUUUUUGGGCAACUGAAAUAUUACGGAAUAUUUUGGAAUGAUAAUUCGCUUAAACCAAAAUUUUCAUCAUUAAGUAUAAAGGUCCUUGUUACUUUAAAUUCAUGCUAUCGCAUGCAUUCAUUUGUACUCUCCUGGACAGUGAUAUCCGACUUUUAUUUCCUAUUAUCUUGUAUUGUCAAAGGCUUUUGUCAGCCAGCCAGAAUUAAUGAAUGUUACAAAGGUUGUAAGAGAACUUUAAUCCUUGAAAGAAGUUUGUGAAGCAGGAACUAAAAUCAAAUAUGUAAAAGCUUUGUCUCAUAUAUAUGUUGUUGAUUUGGAUGUAUAAAUAUUCAUCAUUGUCUCUUUCUUAGAUGGCUUGACAGAAAAACGUUUCUGGUUCAACAAGCCAAUAAAGCCAAGUAAGUUUGAUCAAACUUUUGAAAGAGUUUUACAUGUCACUUAGUUCUAUCUGUCUGAAAAAGCGCGAUUAUAUGUAAUUCAUGACGGAAUUAUUAGUGCAUCAAUGUUCCUUUAGCUAAAGGAAAAUGGCAACAUGCAUGAAUUGCUUAAUUUGAAAGAAUAUUUGUUAGGGUUACAAAUCUUUUUCAUAAUAAUGCUUAAUAAAUGCUUAAUACAUAAUAAUGCGUAAUACAAUUUUCUUCUUUUUCUUCAACAGAGCCUACCAGCACCAAAUUUGACGUUGUAUUUUUACUGGAUUCGUCUAACAGUGUUGGUAGAUACAGUUUCAAGACAGCAAAGCGGUUUGCAUCAAACUUACUGAACUACUUUUCAAUUUUUCCCGCCAAAACUCGAGUCGCAGUCGCUUCGUACAAUGGCAACGUGACAUUACAUUUUGACUUCAACAAAUACGCCAAUAAGGAUUGUGUGGAGAGACAAAUUAAAAAUUUAAAGUGAGUAAUUUAUUGCUUGCUAAUAAUUGACAUAUGCAUGGCAUAUAGAUAUCUUGCCACGAUGAGCUCUGUUUUCUGUACUUCAGCGCAAUAAACGAGUCAGAAAUUAAUUCACAUUUAACAAUUAUUCGCCGAAGGCGAGGUGAUUAUCGGGGAAUAUUCGCCGUGAUGAAGUCGAGGUGAAUAUUCCCCGAUAAUCACCGAGCCUGAGGCGAAUAAUUGUUUUAGUAUUUUUGCACAAGUUUUUUUGUGUUUUUUUUUUAUCUGAAUUUGUUUUAAUUUCGCUUAUUUCUUUAUCACUAACUUCAACAAAACGGCUAGCCGCCAUUUUGAAAAUUUCGAUUUUGUUCUAUUCACCUGUAGGUGAAUAUAACAGAUUAAUACGUCAAAUUUGACCAAUCAGCUUGUGGGAUUUGUUAUGUUCACUUGUGCAAAAAUACUAAAAAGUAUUAUUGCCCCAAAUAGUUAACAGUUAGCACAGGAAAGGCAGGGGAUUGACGCGCGGUUAAUAAAAACGUCUACAACUAAAACCUAUAGUAAGCCAAUACACAAGCACACCAUUACAUUAAGUAGCUAUUAAUUAGCUGUAAACCUUUGGAAUAAUCUAUCACUUGAAAUACGCAAAUGAACUUCCAUCAGUGCGUUUAAAUCUCGUUUGUAUAAACAUUAUUUUUGUAGCCGUCUAUUGGCAGCCCUUCUUGUUUUUAUUAAUAAGCGGCGAAGGUGUAUUACUGAGGAGCUGAGAAUGCAAUACUGCACCAUCCCAGUCUCUUCCUCAGAUUGACUGUACAAUGUGCAUCCUUAUCUUUAAAUUAGAAUUAGGGUUAGUGCUAUAGCACAUGGGUUAGGAUUGUUUUCCGAAAUAAUUCCUAUAUUAAAUUAAUUUGUUUCUACGUUGGAAAGUGCAGUCAACCUGAGCAAGAGAAUGGGCUGUCUGUUUAGUGGUAUUAGAGAACUUUUAUUGAAGUUUAUGCGGUUUUCUUAGUGUAAAUUUCUAGUUAAGUUUAUGUGCGGGGUUUGCCUUGUUGGGAGGACUUCGAGUCCGUUCGCCGAUCCCAUAUUUAACUCGCCUUUGUUUGUUGUAUUGUCUUUUGAUUCGUUCUCACAUAGCAUUUCGCGAGUUUGAUUAAAGCUUCUUAUUAUUCAAUUAUUAUUACUAUUACAUAUACAUAUAUUAUUUUGCUCGCUCUCCAACGGUAGGCUGACUGGGCGGCACCCAUACCAUGAACUGAGGGCUCCCAGACCAAGAGCCGAAGGCUCCCAGACCAAGGUUUCCAGACCAAUAGCGAGGCUCCCAGAACAAAGCGAGGCACCCAGACCAAGAGCGAGGCUCUCAGACCAAGAGCGAGGCCCCCAGACCAAGAGCGAGGUUCCAAGACCAAGAGUGAAGCUCCUAGACCAAGAGGGAGGCCCGCAGACUAAGAGCGAGGUUUCCAGACCAAGCGUGAGGCUCCCAGACCAAGAGCGAUGCUCCCAGACAAAGCGCGAGGCUCCAAGACCAAGAGCGAGGCUCCCAGACCAAGCGCGAGGCUCCCAGACCAAGAGCGAGGCUCCUAGACCAAGAGCGAGGUUCCCAGACCAAGAGCGAGGCUCCCUAACCAAGAGUGAGGCUCCCACACCAAGAGCGUAUUCAUGACGUAAUUAUCGAAAAGGUGUUUUGGAAGAAUGCCUAUCCCGGUCUGGUGGGAUUAACCAUUCAUUUGGAAAAUUAUAUCACACUUGACUGAGAUACGACUUCUAAGCUAGCUUGGCCUACUCGUUUCCCAUAUGAACACACAUUGAAUUUCAUGUGCAUUAAUUUAACCAGGGCAAGCAGAGCUUCUGGUUAGCUGGGCUGAUAUAUACAGACUCUUAGCGUAAACAGUUUAGCACCGAUAUAAUUAUCACGCUGAGAAUGAGCGAAAAUUAGAUUAAUGAUUUAAUGUGCCGAAAAUUAAAUCAGUAAAUAAUCUUGUAUUUUUCAGGUUCCAAGACGGUUCCACAGAUAUCGGCAAGGCGCUGGAAUACGUACGCACUGACCUCAUACACAACAUUAACAAUGGAGCACGGAAUAAAGCCAAAAAAGUGAUAUUUCUAUUCACAGCGGGCAGAAAUGGUGAAAAUGCCUUGGACCCUAUUAAACCUGCUUUGAAGUUGAAGCAAAAAGGGGUCAAGAUCUUCGUUUUAUAUUUAAUAGGACAGUCUCGGUUUAGGAAUGCUGGGUAUAGAAAUCGGUUCAGGCAUAGAUUGGGAAAAUGGAGGACAUUUUAUUUACUGCGUAAAAUCGUUAGUGGCUCGAGUUACCUAUUGUCGGCUAGAUCAUACGCUGCGUUCUAUAGAGUAAUGGCUUUGUUGCGUCUAGGUAAGAGAAUUGUUCUAUGGUUUUAUUAAAACUAGUAACGACAACGACGACAACAACAA